Messenger RNA from Poecilia latipinna (sailfin molly), 1923 nucleotides. RefSeq lists its product as uncharacterized. The coding region runs from base 673 to 1293 and encodes 206 amino acids. The transcript has 2 exons. The record is from RefSeq and is a predicted model, not a curated record. Lineage: Eukaryota; Metazoa; Chordata; Actinopteri; Cyprinodontiformes; Poeciliidae.
ACUGUUCAAGGAGUGUUAAAUGCUUUCGCAAGGCAGUGUGGGACUUAUUUUCUCUUUAUUUAAGACUGGAUGCACUUUGUAAAUUUCUCAAACUAAAUCAGGGUUCAAAGUCAUGGCGCUUCAUGACACAUAUUGCUGAAGAAUACAUCCAAUUGUCCUCUAUAUUACGUCCAUUUGUGCUCAGAAAAAUAGCUUCGACCCGCACUCUUUCACUCUCUGUCCCUCUUCCUGUCUCUCAUCCCCUCUUGCAGACAUACACGCAGGCUAAAGUGGUACCCUUCGGACACAUUAGAGGGAGGGUGGGGCGCCAGUAAAGAUUUCUUAAUGGGCUCUGCCAUCCUCUUGUCCAUCUGGCUUGAUGAUAAACACACAGCUGCUCAACAUUAGCCUCAUGCGCAUCAAAGCGUUCAACAUUUUCAUUCUUCUUUCAUUUUUUUUCACCCCCCCAAGUUUUGCAACAGACCAAAAAUUUGGAACAGAAGAGGGAGAAUAAACACAUGGACUAAAAAUGACUGGCAUUGUUUCAGCACUAAUGGAAAUGGAAGUGAUGGAGACCAAACAGUGAGAUUUGGAAGGACUCGUCUCGUCGGGGUUUCUUGUAAAUCGCUCGGAUCUCUGGUCUUUGUCAGAGUGCAUAGAGGGAUCACGCUCUGUGCUACUGUUUACAUGUGAAUGACACCAUCCAGCCAGCCCCAGCCAAGCAGAGAGCUCAGAGACAGGUUGCAGUCCUGCGGGGAGAUGCCUUCCCUGCACCACGGAGCAAUCUUUGUCGGAGCCUUCCUCAUUGUGACCGGGGGCUCCACAGCCUUCCUGGCCUCCUACCAGAGCCGCCUGCAGGCUUUCUCGCUGUGCUGCGUAGUGCUGGGGGUGGUCAUGCUCAUCCUGGGACUCUUCUGGGCCAUGAACAGCAAAACCGUAGCGAACUACAGCCACCGGGAUUUCGACCCGGACUGUCCCCAUUACCCUUACAACGACUACUCCAACUACUCCAGCCAUGCUCUCUUCUCUCCUCAGCUGACUCGGUUCCCAGAGUCCCAGUCCGUGUUUCUGCCCAGGACGAUGGAGAGCCAGAGGAUGGCUACUCGUGGCGAAGAUUUCGACUAUCCGCCCAUGGAUUGUGGCGGGUUAAGCCCAGCACCUCGCCCUCCACCGUGGCAGGAACCCCCGCCUCCAUAUGAGGUCGCCAUCAAAACCACCUGUAGCUCUACACACCUGCGGCGUGCAUAUUCAGACACACACCUGGCAACAGAGCCCUUGUUUGGACAGUCGAGAGAGAUGAGCUUCGAGGUGUGACACGUCCUCUUCUAAAUGGGCACAAAUUUGAUGCUAGCUCCUACCGGUCGUGAUUCAUUUGAAGCCCACUUCUCUCUGGUUUACUCCAUUUACUGCAUGUUUUUCCUACGUUAAAUACGUCAAACAUGAUUAAAGCUAGUUCGAGGUAAUCUGGGCAAAAUAAAGCGUUGUAAGCCAACAUUUCAACAAUUUGCUAACAAAUACUGAGCUAGCUUAAAUAUCAUUCUUACAUUCCAAACUGAGUUCAAUAUUGUUUUUCUAGGGAUCAUUCUAGGAUGAUUUGUAACAUAAAACAUGUAUUAGAGAUAAUAUUAUUACAAAUGAAGUAUGAACUGAGAAGCAGCUACAGCAUGUUAGCCUAGCUUAGCAAAACACAGCGACGAGGUGUGUUUUAAUGAUGGCUGGGUAACAAAAGGUAACCCAUAUGGUGACAUACCUGCUGAAUUUCUUUUUUUUAUAUUUAAUCUUUUUUCGGUGAAUAUCAAUUCUGAACCCAGAAGCUUUAAUGAGCCAGGACAGUUCACUUCUAUUUGCAUGAGGCUAAAUCGUUUAAAGGGAGCAAAGCCUCAAUCAUACCACUGAGACUUUAAUGCAGCUCAAAUGAUUAAAGUAAGAAAUUACAGACCUUAA